AUAGGUAGGUAGAUGAAAUGCAUCGUAAAAUUACACUUCACAGUCAAAUAGGUAGAUAUGUACUAUAGAUAGACGGAGAAGUGUUCGAAGACGUGUUAUUAGUUGGAUUGAUGCUCGCCAGCAUCCUAACGCUAUAGUAAUUUCAGAGAUAUAUCUACGUUACGAUGAUACUGAUAUUAUUAUUCGCGAGCUUAAUUUUCGUAAUAAUUUUAAUAAAAUUAAUCGAUAAAUUUAAAAAUGAAAGAUUUUAUAAAUUAAUGAAUCAAUUUCCUUCGUAUCCGACGUAUCCAUUGAUUGGAAACUUGAAUAUGUUGUUCGGUUCUUUGAAUGAUUUACUGAAGAACGUGGAAAAAAUAAUGCUACCUUACGAUCGUGUGUUUUUUUGGUUAGGUCCCUAUCCUGUUUUAUUUUUGAAAAAAUACGACGAUAUUUCGACCGUAUUAAAUCAGACUCAAUACCGUGAGUUGCUUGGAUUCGGACAUCAAUGGUUAGGAACCGGAAUAUUAAACGCCUCAUACGAAGAAUGGAAAAUAUCGAGAAAAGUUUUAGCACCUGCUUUCACCUCGGAAAUGCUCGCAAAAUAUGUAACUAUUUUCAAAAAAAAUUCUUCAGCUCUUGUGGAUUUAUUCAAACCAGCAGCAGAUUCUGGUGAAGUAGUCGAUAUCUGGGAAGAUGUCAUACAUACUAAUAUCGACACUAUCGUAGAAAUCACACUGGGCGUAGGAAUGCAAGGAAUAGGACAGCAAGGAAAGGAAUUCAAUGAAGCGCUGCAAGAAGGAAUAUCAAGCGUGGUAAAACAGACGAUAACACCUUGGCUGCAACCGAGUUUGAUAUACAACGUCUACCUAAAAUUAACUGGAAAAACCAAACUCAUACGUCAGUUGCAAGCUUUGCCAACAAAGAUAUUGAAAGAUAAACUCAAUGAGUUCAAAAGUGGAGAAUAUUCAGAAGAACAAGUUAAUUCAUCGAAAGCUGUAAUCGAUCAACUUAUCAGAGGAGGUUUAUUAGAGCCCAGUUUUACAGACACACGAAUGAGAAACGAACUAACACAAAUAAUCUUUACAGCAAUCGAAACCACAGGACUAAAUCUUUGCUUUACAAUGUUGAUGUUGGCAAUUCAUCAGGAUAUUCAGCAAAAAGUUUACGAAGAAAUCGAAGAGCUAACCAAAAAUAACGAUACUCUAACCGCAGAUCACUUAUUUAAUGGUUUGAAAUACAUGGAGCAAUGCAUCAAGGAAACAACCAGAGUAUUUUCUCACGCCAUAGUUACCACCAGACGUACUCACAAAGAUUGUAUAUUAAAAGAUAAUACGAUCAUACCUGCCAACACACAAGUCACUUCAGUUCUACAUUUAGCCAAUCAAGACCCAGAUUUGUAUGAAAAUCCUGAAAAAUGGGAUCCAGAGCACUUCAGCGAACAAGCAAUGAAAAAUCGACCAAAAAACAGCUUUAUGAGCUUCGGAUACGGGCCACGAUCUUGCAUAGGAAUUAGAUACGCGAUGCUUUCGAUUAAAACGCAAAUCGUGUACAUUUUACGUAACUAUCGUUUAUCAACGAAUAUUGAGACUUUUACGAGAGAGCAUUUGAAAACAGAUCUGUGUAUAAGGAGUAGAAUUGGUUACCCUAUAAAAUUUGAGAAGAGAAAUGGUCGCAAUUGUAAAGAAUUUAAAUAAAUCUUGUACUGGAAUUUAAAUUUGAAAAAGUAUUUUUAAGUUGUAUCGUGAUUUUCUUGAAAUGCUUGUAAAUAAUUUUCUAUGGCUUAGACAUUUUUCUAAUUUUUCAUAUCAUUUUUGAGAAUUUGGAAAAAAAGUAUUUCAUUUCAUUUUUAUGUGAAUUUAAAAAAAAAACCAAUUAAAGAAGAAAAGACAUUCAAAAAUCAAAAAUAUGCAAAAACUGAUUUUCUCCUCAUCAUAAGCUAGCCACCAAAUUGAACUGCAGCCUAGUAAAUUUUUCCACUGUUUAUAAUUUAAUUCCCAUUGCAAAAGUUUUUUUUUUUUUUUUUUUUAAAAAAAAGAGAAAAGAAAACACCACCUCUUUUAGCUAAUUUGAACCAGUAAAACAUUUACUUAAAAUGAAAUAAAUCAAACUUGAGCCACAU
This is a messenger RNA of Planococcus citri (citrus mealybug), 2098 nucleotides long. RefSeq names its product cytochrome P450 4C1-like. Bases 165 to 1673 code for a protein of 502 amino acids. Gene Ontology annotation, molecular function: heme binding; oxidoreductase activity, acting on paired donors, with incorporation or reduction of molecular oxygen; monooxygenase activity. The record is from RefSeq and is a predicted model, not a curated record. The transcript has 12 exons. Lineage: Eukaryota; Metazoa; Arthropoda; Insecta; Hemiptera; Pseudococcidae.